AUGGUUUUGGGUAGCGAUUUCUGCUGCCCUACUCACACCACCAUCUUGGCUCAGUCCCCGAGAGUCAGUGUCCACGGCAGACUUCUAAACUCUACACACUUGAAGCAGCCCUGCCUUAUUGUGGCCAGUCAGUGGUUUACCAAGAAACUGCAGGAGGAAGUGGCCUGUCCCAUCUCCAUGGAUGUUCUGCGGGAGCCUGUCACCACUGAGCAUGGGUGCUAACUCAGAUACAUCACUCAGAGUGGGGAAGCAUCAGUGUUCUCAAACGUCUCCUGUGCAAACAAAUUUGUGAGGAGGAACAUGUUCAAGCCCAACAGGCUGUUAGUGAAUCUGGUGGAAAAAAUCCAACCUGCAGGUCCCUCUGAUGUGCAGCCAGAAAAGGAAGAGCUGAGCUGUCUGAGGUACCAGCAGAAGUUCUGUUACUUUGGGAAAUUCCGUUUGAUAUGUUGUGAAUCCGAAGGCCACAAAUUCCACAACACUGUUUUGAUAGAAGCUUCCCAGAGUUAUCAGGUGCAGGUGGAACUUGAGAAUCAAAAGAUCGCCUCAGAAUUCACGCAGCUGCCUCAGGUCCUGAAGGAGGAGAAUUUCCUCCUGUCACAGAGAAACUGGCAUGAAUCAUAUUUUCCUAAAAGCUAAGAGUUUUGCUUUCUCAGCCCAAUCCCUGUUCCUCUGGACCUGGAAAAACUCAGUGAAGCAAAAUGAAGACCUGGCUCCAUUACAGAGAGCCUGAAGAAAUUCAGAGACAACCUCCAGGCUGAUAGGAAGAAAGAUAAAAGCAGGUUUUUCAAAAGCAUGAAUGAAAACUACCUGAAGAGCUAUGACUCUGAGAACCGGGUGGGAGCCCUGGCGCUGUGUGGACGGAAGAGCCCAGGCGGCACUGAGGAAGCUGCCGAGAGCGGUCCAGGGCCCCUGAGUGGGCGGGGCCGAGCUGAGAGAGUGGAGCGUGGGGGAAGGCCGGGGCUACUGAUGAUGGCCAUGCGCCCCCUCGUUACACUGGAUGCGGCCUUGGCCCACGCGGACCUCUUCGUUUCCCACGUUCUGAAGACAGUGACGCUGAACCUAGCUUCUCGCAACGGCUGGGAUGAGCCCGCCAGCCCCGCGCGCUACUGCGCAGUCGGCUUAAAGGCUGAGCUAGCCCAGCCUCUCCGUCGGCCGCGAGAUCUGGGAGGCGGAGCUCCGAGAAACGGGGCCGGGGCCUGGUGGCGAGGCUUCCUGGUGGCAGGCGAUCCUUAUUCAGUUCCUGUGCUCCGCAGUGCCCGGAGCUCACCGAGACCAGGACCUGGGGGGAUCUCCCCGUGCGUCCGAGGAAAGCGGGCGUCUGCGCCGAUCGCUAGUGCAGGGAGGUAG
This is a messenger RNA of Manis javanica (Malayan pangolin), 1347 nucleotides long. RefSeq names its product E3 ubiquitin-protein ligase TRIM31. The record is from RefSeq and is a predicted model, not a curated record. NCBI's taxonomy places the organism in Eukaryota, Metazoa, Chordata, Mammalia, Pholidota, Manidae.